GAAUCGCCCCCCCGGUAACCGCCCCCGAACAGACGAACAACAAAAAUGGAGCUGUGAAUUAGUAGCAGUUAGCUUCUUGAGAACGUUCAGUUUUACUUUUGUUUAACUACCUUAACGAGAGUGGAAGUUCCCGACUGAGUAAAGUGGCGGGAUGUGAUCACUCGAAAUUGUACGUAAUUAAAUGCUGAAAGAAGCUUUCGAACGGGUGAACAAACGGAUAUCUUGGCUACGACAAAGACAACAAGGCUUAGUGGCUAGCUAAAACAGUAGCAUCUGCUUGUUUUCACUGUCACUGUGUUAACUCACCAAGAGCGUGUCCCGGACAGAAAUGGAGAAGGGAGAUUUUCUGAAGGGACUGCCUGUCUAUAAUAAAAAUAACUUCAGCAGAUUCCACGCGGACUCUGUGUGUAAAGCAUCAAACCGUCGGCCAUCUGUGUAUCUUCCGACACGGGAAUAUCCUUCAGAGCAGAUCAUUGUCACAGAGAAGACAAACAUCCUACUGCGAUAUCUUCAUCAACAGUGGGACAAAAAGAAUGCAGCAAAAAAGCGAGAGCAGGAUCAAGCAGAGGGGGAGAACACAGCACCUCCACGGAAAAUUGCUAGAACAGACAGUCGGGAGCUCUAUGAGGAUUCAUAAACAGCUGUGCUGUUGAUGCACACCCAGCAGAGACUGAUGUAUACGAAUAAAAUGUUCACGCAUGCCUUUACACUGAA
Messenger RNA from Scatophagus argus, 714 nucleotides. Its product is annotated as DET1- and DDB1-associated protein 1-like. The transcript has 5 exons. The coding region runs from base 329 to 637 and encodes 102 amino acids. The record is from RefSeq and is a predicted model, not a curated record. Gene Ontology annotation, biological process: positive regulation of proteasomal ubiquitin-dependent protein catabolic process. Gene Ontology annotation, cellular component: Cul4-RING E3 ubiquitin ligase complex. Lineage: Eukaryota; Metazoa; Chordata; Actinopteri; Scatophagidae.